GCGAGCCGCUGUUUAACAUGAACAAGAUCGAGAUGUUGAGGCUGCUCAUCAACCAGCGGCUCACCGCGGCCGCGGAGGAGAUCUUCGGGGUGUUCGGGAGAACCAUAGCCGAGUACGAGGAGGAGAUCUCCCGAUCCAAGCUGGAGAUCGACCGCCAGCGACGGAUGCUGGAGCUCUGCAGGAAACCAGAGAUCUCUGUGCAGCUCAACAGCAGAGCUCUCUGUGAGCAGCAGGAGUGGAGCUCCGGUUUCAGCGACGUAGAGCCUCCACCCAUCAAAGAGGAGGAGGAGGAGGAGGAGGAGCUGUGGUCGUCUCAGCAGGAGGAGGCGUCUCAGACGGCGGAGCAGAACGACGUCAAGUUCGUCUUCUUCCAGAGCGGCGGCGUGAGAAGCGAGCAGGACGACGACCGCAUGACCUCAUCGCUCUCGAAGCUCAAGGACCUGGACGACUCGGAGCCGGACCCCGAGCCGGGCACCUCGGUCCAGCAGACCUGCUCGGACCUGGACGAGGACGGCCGUGACGCUCCGGGUGUAGUUUCAGGUAACGGCCAGCUGGACUGCGUGGAGCUGGACGCGCCGCUGUCCGAGGUGGUGGACUCCUACAUUUGCACCAUUUGCGGCCGCGCGUUCGCCCAGCGGGGCCACUGGGCCAAACACGUGCAGGUGCACCGCAAGGCGGAGAACAAAGCGGACAAGUCGUACACGUGCGACAUCUGCGGGAAGAGACUCACGCGGUUCGACGGCUAUCAGAAACACCUGAGGAUUCACACGGGGGAGAAGCCGUACUGCUGCGACGAGUGCGGCCGGCGAUUCAGCGACAACUCGAACUACAAACGACACAUUCGCACUCACGUGGGACAGAAAACCCAGCAGAGCUGAGGGACGAGACACAGCCAAGACAUGAGACAAAGGUCUCCACUUGUUUACGUUGAUAUUAUUUUUAAAUGUCAAUCAUAAUUGGGCCUCCUCUAAAAACAUUGCAAAGUAAAACCACAGUCGGAGGUGUCCUGGUUUUACUUUUCGUUUGCUUUGUUUUCUAACCAGACGAACUGAAACUGGUUCAUUGACAGUCGGAGGAGGAACAGAAGGACCCGUCGGGUUACUCAACCAAACACCUCUCCAUGUUGUUCUGCUGCUAUUUAACAGGAAAGCUUCUUUGUGGAUCAACACAUGAACUGGGAACUUUUGGAUUUCUUAUAUUUAUCCUCUUCGGUGUGAAAAAAGGACCAAGACAAAGAAGAAGAGACAUAUUUAUAUUUUGUAUUUUUCUAUAUAUUUUUUAAACAGACAUUUAUACACUGGAGGAAACAGUGACACUUUACAGAUGCAUCAGACAUAUCUUCACAGUCUCAAGUCUGUGUCCACUAAAGAGCUUUUUCAUUUCAUUCACCUUAAAGGGACAAUUCACCAAUUUUUUUUAUUUAAAAGUUAUUAAACGAUACAAUAAUUUAAGUUCCUCUUACACCGAAUUAAGAAAACUUAACUGCCUUGUUUACUUUGAAAUAAACUCACUCACCACGUCUCGAUUAGUCAUUCCACUGUUCCAACAAUCUGUUACUCUGGUUUGGUCUAAAUAUAUACUUCAUGAGUAAUAUCUGAGAUAUUCUGUCUCUACGCAAUGUUUUCCCGCCAAGAGGCAGACCGUUAAAUUAGAAAAAUACAACGACCAAAAAUCACCCUGCUGGUCUUUUCCAGAUUAUCUCCCUGAUCCUGAAGGUCUCCAAAACUUUCAUGCUUAAUAAUGAAGCAACUCUCAGGAAUGAACAUGAACGUCAAACCAAACACUGUGAAAUAUACGGGUUACACUUUCAAAAAAUAGACUCGUCCAUAACAUCCUCUGCAGUCCUAUUUUGGGAUGCUAUUUUGGAAAUGAAACACAAGCGAGGAGAACAAGGACAAGGCAAGCUACCAAAGAUGAGAGUAGCUCUCUGUAGUUCUUCCUCAGUGAAAGUACGUCACUGAGAUGAUGAAGAAAGAACAUGAGUUAAACUUCAGGCGUAUAGAUAGAGAUAAGGUUGAAAUUCUCUUUAAACAAAAAGUUAUCCUCCAGUCAUGUUUUUCAGGUACAUGGAAACAUGAAAGUCUGGAGCUUUGAUAUGUCAGGAACAUUUUAGUCCCAGUUCAGGUUGUCCAGUCAAAUAAGAAUGGCUGCCCACACAGUCGACAAAAGAGAAAAUCAAACAUCACUAUGUUCUUGAACAAAUACCUCGAUAUAGAUAUUCAACGACCUUAUUGGGUUGACUAUUGGUGCUUUUAUAAAAUAUUUACACAAUAAGAUAUUUUAUAAAUGAUCAUCAGUAAUGUGGAUAUAAUGACUAACCGCUAGAGCAGUCUGGUGAAAACCAGGGAAAGACAACACUGAGGUCAUAUUACGACAUCCAAACUUCUCAUAUCACGAUAUAGAUCUGAUAUUGACAUAUUGUCCGGCCCUAAAGUCAAUGGUGCUUUAACAACACUGUACAACAUUAACUGAAGUAAUAAAAUCACAUGAUUGAAAACUCAUUUUCAUGUUCUUAUCAUUGAUUCAAAUGAUUUGUUUUCAGAAUCUGACAUUUUACAACAGCUAUUUAUAUUGCCAUUUAUUCCCAUUUACA
Molecule: messenger RNA, 2593 nt
Organism: Anoplopoma fimbria (sablefish)
Lineage: Eukaryota; Metazoa; Chordata; Actinopteri; Perciformes; Anoplopomatidae
Product: zinc finger protein 771-like
Exons: 2
Coding region: 18-878 (286 amino acids)
Biological process (GO): regulation of transcription by RNA polymerase II
Cellular component (GO): nucleus
Molecular function (GO): DNA-binding transcription factor activity, RNA polymerase II-specific; RNA polymerase II cis-regulatory region sequence-specific DNA binding
Source: RefSeq, a predicted model, not a curated record